CCCAAAUUGAGUUGCCAUUUUCGAUUAAUUUCAGUCUUCUUCAGAGAAAAUCGGCACGUGAUAUCCCCAUUUUUCCGGCAACGAAUUACAUUCCCGCCGGCGAAGUACGAUCUACAGUUCCGGCAAUUGAUUGCGUUCCGUUUGGCGACAAAACACUAUUUCCUUGUUCUACAGAAGAAAACACACAUGGUUGGUGGAGGGAAAAAGAAACAGACUCGUUCCAAUAGGUCUUCGAUUCAUAGAUUGAAGGAAGAUAGGAUAAGCCAGUUACCUGAUUCUUUGUUAUGCAAGAUACUUGGCCAUCUUCCCGCAAAAGAAGCUGUUAAGACGAGCGUCUUAUCCACCAGAUGGAAAAGUCUCUGGCUUUGGGCUCCUAGUUUGGAAUUAGACUCCAAUAAAUUCCCAGAUUUCAAUGCCUUUGCGAGUCUUGGUGACAGGUUUUUCGAUUCCAAUAGGGUUUCAUGCAUAGACAAGCUUGAGUUAAAAGUUUAUGAAAGUGACAAUGAUGAUGUCGAAGAUUAUGUAGCUUAUUUCACCUCAUGGAUUGAUGCUGCAGUUAAGCGUAAGGUCCAACAUCUACAUGUUGUGUCUCUUCCCGAUGAAUACUCAUUUGAGAUUCCCAUAAGCCUUUAUAUAAGUCAGACACUGGCAUUCUUGAAACUUCAACUGGUGGCCUUGGUUAGUGCUGAGUCUUUUUCCUUACCUUGUCUGAAGACUAUGCAUCUAGAAGAGAUCUGGUUUCAGUAUCCCAAUGAGACCACUUUUGAAAGACUUGUCUCAUCAUGUCCUGUCUUGGAAGAGUUAAAAAUUAUCGAGUUUGGGAAUGCUCCUAAUGUCUUUCGGGUGCACUCUUUUUCACUCAAGAGGCUCGAAAUAAAAAUACGUUAUGCUUUAACUGAUGAUUACUUAAAUGUUGUGAUUGAUGCUCCUUUACUACGCUGGUUGAGAAUCGAUGAUUGCUUAUCUGAAAGAUAUAUGAUAAACAACUUGGAUUCCGGUGCCAAGUUAGAUAUUUCUCUCAGCUUUGGUGAAUUGCUUCCUAAUGAAGAAACAGUUUCAUCAAAGAGAUAUAUCAUCCGCGAUUUGCUGCCCCGGAUUUCAGAGGUCGGGGAAAUGAUCAUGUAUCUAGACAUUUUUAAGGUCAUUCAUUACUAUUCCAAAUUAGAACCCUUGCCUCAUUUUGGUUACAUGUCCCGCCUGGAUAUAACACUCUGUGUAUCUGAUCUAAAAUGGUUGCCAACUUUUCUUGAGCACUGCCCUAAUCUGAAAUCCCUCGUUUUGAAAUUGGAUACUCAGUUUAAGGAGAUCCAUUCUGAGGAGAUGAAACAAAUCAGAUUUUCACAUGUGCCUCAAUGUUUGUUAUCUUCGCUAAAGUUUGUUGAUAUCAAAAGCACAAUCAGUGGAUAUACUGCAGAAAUGAAGCUGGUGAGGUACUUCCUGGAGAGUUCAGCAAUCCUCAAGAAACUGACUCUACGUUUGAAAUAUUGUUCAAAUGAAAUUGUCAUCUUCAAGAAACUCCUGAAAAUACCAAGACGUUCUACCAAGUGUCAGGUCGUCGUACUGUGAUUGGCAAAGGCAAGAGACAACAUGACAAAGCUUAUGUUCUGACCGGUACAGUCAGUUGAUGAUUUGCCGCACAAGAUUUGCAGUUGUAGGCUUAUAAGUAUGUUUGUUUCUUUGGUAAAUAGAAAUGCAACUGUUUUUAGGUACUUUUGCAGGAAAUCAUUAUGCUGUUUAUAGAAUCAAGUUUGAUCUGCAUUCAGUGGAACGGUGCGGUGCAUUCUGUUGCGGGAUUGUUCUGUAAUUUUAGCUAAUGUGGAUGUAAUUUUUCAGUGUGUGACUAGUAUUGGUUUUCAGAAACGGACACUAUAAGAUUGACUUAUAUCCUGUUGCACCAGGCUUUCAAUUGAAUGAUAAG
Eutrema salsugineum is the source of this 1918-nucleotide messenger RNA. RefSeq names its product putative FBD-associated F-box protein At5g53635. NCBI's taxonomy places the organism in Eukaryota, Viridiplantae, Streptophyta, Magnoliopsida, Brassicales, Brassicaceae. Gene Ontology annotation, molecular function: protein binding. The record is from RefSeq and is a predicted model, not a curated record.